AUGCAGCCCGCGUGUGUCAGGGCCGACUCGCUGCUCCUCAGCCGCAGCCCCGCCGCCACCGCCACCGCCAGAGACCAGGAGCAGCAAGUGCAGCUCCGGCAGAAGCUGCGGGAGCUGCCAGCCUUGCUCCGGAGCGGACUCACGCUGCGCAGGAAGAACUCCGCCGCUGGAGGCCGGAUUAUAUCCAGAAGGAUUUCAAAUCCAUAUCUGGAGAAUCCUUCCAGCAAGGUUUACAGUGAAGAUGCCGUAUGUGCUGGGAGAGCUCUCAGAAAUGUUUUCAUUCUACAAGCUUCCGAUAUGAUGAAAGAUAGAAUGUCCUUGGUGGGACUUAGCAGGAGAAGUUGCAGUGGAUCCGAACUCAUAGACUGGCUCUUAACGUACUGCCCUUUCAUUAAGAGCAGGUCUACAGCAGCUGGUGUCUGGCAGCUCCUAUUGAACAUGGGAAUUAUGUUAUCAGUGGACAGACAGAUCUGUUUUCAAGAUAACUAUGCUUUCUACCAGUUCUCUGCUGAUGAGUGUACAUAUCUUUUCUGUGAAUAUGAACGAGAUGAAGGAUGGAAAAAUGGUGUUAAACUUUUAUUGCAAUUAGUGCCUGUGAUUCCUCCGAGGAUUAGUGCAUGCAAUCUGAACAAUCAGAAAAUAGAAGACACAACUGAGACCAAUGCUGAAAUUCUUGCUCGUCUAACUUCUGCGGUGCAGAGAGAACUGGCUGCUGUUCUUGCUAUGAAGGCGAGAAAAUCAGCCCUCGAAAUGAAUCAAAAUGAUGAAAUCAACAGUGAAGAAGAAACAGAGCAAGAAGACUGCAAGGAUAUCUACAGUACACAGGCAGGAGUUAUGUGCAAACUUCAAGAACAAGAGGACAUCGGGCGCCUUGAACUGAUCCAGAAACUGGCAAAAGAAAACUGCCACCUUCUAGAGGCAGAUAAAAAACAGCCAGAGAAGACAGAUCAACUGGAUGAUGAAGUGACUACUGUUCACGUGAAGGAGCUGGACCAAGAUGUGCUGGUGCUUAGGAGAGUGUCGUCACAUAGCCCAGCCCCCACAUCAGGGAGUGCCGAGAGCGAUUGGAGAUAUGUGGUAGUAUCUGGGACACCAGAGAAGAUUUUGGAGCACCUCCUGAAUGACUUACACCUGGAGGAAGUACAGGACAAAGAGACAGAAACUCUCCUGGAUGACUUCCUUCUCACUUACACAGUCUUCAUGACAACAGAUGACUUGUGUCAGGCACUGCUUAGGCAUUAUUGUGCUAAAAACCAUCAAGGCAAGGAAGAAAUCCUAGAUAUUUCCUGUAGAAAACGUAAAGUUUUACACCUGGUGUCUCAGUGGACUACACUGUACAAAGACUGGUUACAUGAAGAUGAGAAUUUAAAGCAGUUUCUAAAGACAAUAUACAGGAAUGUAUUAGAUGAUGUGUAUGAGUAUCCUGUACUUGAGAAGGACUUGAAAGAAUUUCAGAAAUUACUUGGAAUGCACCGUCGUCACACUGUAGAUGAAUAUUCACCUCACAGAAAGCAUAAAGCCAUUUUCCAUCAAUUCAGUCUCAAGGAGAACUGGCUCCAGAACAGAGGAACUGUGAAUGAAACUGAAGAAGUUUUUUGCCGUGUGUAUAUAACAGAGCAUUCUUAUGUCAGUGUAAAAACUAAAGUAUCUACUUCGGCUCAGGAGAUUGUGAAAAUUGUGGCAGAAAAACUCCAGCAUUCACAGGAAGAUCUGGCUUUGGUGGCUGUUUCAUUCUCUGGGGAAAAGCAUGAAUUACAACCAAAUGACAUGGCGAUCACCAAGGCUCUUGAAUCUUCUGCUCGAAUGUUUGUUUUCCGAAAGGAUCUAACAGAUGCUCUGAACCAUUUUGCUGAAAAUGAUGAAGCCCAGCAAAGAUCAGUGAGAAUUCUGGGAAUUAACACUUGGGACCUCGCUUUGGAAUUAACAUCUUUUGACUGGAGUCUUUUCAACUUGGUUCAUGAGCAAGAGCUGAUAUACUUCACCUUCAGCAGACAGGGCAGUGAGGAAAACACUGUGAAUCUUAGCCUUUUGCUUCAAAGAUGCAAUGAAGUUCAACUCUGGGUUGCCACAGAAAUACUCCUCUGCAACCAGCUAUGUAAACGUGUGCAACUAGUGAAAAAAUUCAUUAAGAUUGCUGCACACUGCAAAGCCCAAAGAAAUCUGAACUCAUUCUUUGCCAUUGUUAUGGGUCUCAACACUGCAUCUGUCAGCCGGCUUUCGCAGACAUGGGAGAGAAUCCCAGGGAAGUUUAAGAAGCUCUUCGCUGAACUUGAAAGUUUGACAGACCCUUCCCUGAAUCACAAAGCCUAUAGAGAUGCAUUCAAGAAAAUGAAGUCUCCAAAAAUCCCCUUCAUGCCUUUACUCCUUAAAGAUGUAACUUUUAUACAUGAAGGAAAUAAAACUUUUCUGGAUAACCUUGUUAACUUUGAGAAGCUGCAUAUGAUUGCAGACACAGUCCGAUCACUGAGACAUUGCAGGCGUAACCAGUUUGGAAGUGAAGUGCCCCCAAAAGAGCAUUUGGAGCUAAAGUCCUACGUCCAUCAUUUGCACAUCAUAGACAACCAGCAGAUGUUGUUUGAGCUUUCUCAUCGGAUAGAGCCUCGUGUCUAAGUUCACACAAACUGGAGUACUUUCAGUUAAUGUUUAUGCCAAGCAAGUUGCUUCCCUGGGAGAAAGAUGUUUACUGAGUUUUAUCAGUA
Messenger RNA from Gekko japonicus, 2699 nucleotides. It is a transcript of the gene RAPGEF5, whose product is annotated as Rap guanine nucleotide exchange factor 5. NCBI's taxonomy places the organism in Eukaryota, Metazoa, Chordata, Lepidosauria, Squamata, Gekkonidae. Gene Ontology annotation, molecular function: guanyl-nucleotide exchange factor activity. The record is from RefSeq and is a predicted model, not a curated record. The transcript has 26 exons. Gene Ontology annotation, cellular component: plasma membrane. Gene Ontology annotation, biological process: Ras protein signal transduction; positive regulation of GTPase activity. Bases 1 to 2610 code for a protein of 869 amino acids.